GUCAAAUUAGGCGAAGAAAAGAUGGCGGAGGCUUUGCCAGGAGACCCGGAAGCACUUACCCUCCACUUCCUCCUUCUGUUUGGCUUCUGUCUCACCUAGACCCGUCCGGUCGCAGACUGUCUCCGAGACGCUUCCUGUCCGAAUCAGCAUGAUUCUUCAGAGGCUCUUCAAGUUCUCUGUCAUUCGGUCAGCCGUCUCAGUCUAUUUACGGAGGAACAUUGGUGUUACAGCAGUGGCAUUAAAUAAGGAACUUGAUCCUAUACAGAAACUCUUUGUGGACAAGAUUAGAGAAUACAAAUCUAAGCGACAGACAUCUGGAGGACCUGUUGAUGCUGGUCCAGAGUAUCAGCAAGAGCUGGAGAAGGAGCUUUUUAAGCUCAAGCAAAUGUUUGGUAAUGCAGACAUGAAUACAUUUCCCGCCUUCAAAUUUGAAGAUCCUAAAUUUGAAGUCAUCGAAAAACCCCAGGCCUGAAGAAAUAAAGUAAAAUUAAUCUGGUAAUUUGUCACGGGUUAGUUGUACAACUAGUUAGAAGUUUCAGAAUAAACAUGCAUUUCAUAACUGUCAAAUGUUCUUUUAAUUCUGAGUCCAAAUAAAUUAUUUGGUGAUGUUGA
Molecule: messenger RNA, 612 nt
Organism: Pongo pygmaeus (Bornean orangutan)
Lineage: Eukaryota; Metazoa; Chordata; Mammalia; Primates; Hominidae
Gene: ATP5PF
Product: ATP synthase peripheral stalk subunit F6
Exons: 4
Coding region: 149-472 (107 amino acids)
Biological process (GO): proton motive force-driven ATP synthesis
Cellular component (GO): proton-transporting ATP synthase complex
Molecular function (GO): proton transmembrane transporter activity
Source: RefSeq, a predicted model, not a curated record